This is a messenger RNA of Choloepus didactylus (southern two-toed sloth), 4962 nucleotides long. It is a transcript of the gene SMIM5, whose product is annotated as small integral membrane protein 5. The transcript is spliced from 3 exons. Lineage: Eukaryota; Metazoa; Chordata; Mammalia; Pilosa; Megalonychidae. The record is from RefSeq and is a predicted model, not a curated record. Bases 4238 to 4474 code for a protein of 78 amino acids.
ACAUGCGGGGGCAGGGUGGUGGUGGUGUGUGCCACUUAGGGGACCCCCUGCCAAGGGGCUCCGCUGGUCACAGCUUCUGGGCAGGGAAGUCAGGAAGCUUCUGUCAAACCUGAGCUUGCCCUUCUCCUGCCGGGUCCCUGUGCCAGGAGGGUGGGGGUCACCACCCUCUGCCCAGAGCUGGGCAGGCAGGGCGCAGGGCAUGCCGCUUAAGCUGCAAGUUGGUUUGAGGCUUUUCUAUUCACAGGGACUUAGAAGAGGGAUUUGGCCAUCCUGGCUUGGGAGAGAACGGCUGCCCCGCCGGCUUGCUGAGCUUCCCUUUUCCGGGAUCCAGGCAGAGCACCCCAUUCCCCACCUUUUCCCCAUCUGGGGAGGUUCAGGGCAGGGUCUGCCCAGCCCACUGGUGCCCCCCAGGACCUGGCAAUACCCUGCUUACACCCCCAGAACAUAGCCGCACCCCACCCACAGCAGCUCUGCCCUUCUGCUUCCCCCUCCCUGGGGGCUCAGCCCAUGCCCUGCCAGGCUGUCUUCAGCUCAGGGCGUUGCCCAGGCACUCCUCCUUGGGCCCCAUUGGGCCCUUCUGAGUCCUGAAGUCUCCCUGCUGGCAGUGAGCCCUGGACUCUGCACUGGGAAUGUGGGGGCCUGACUCUAAACCCCAGGGUCAGGUAGGAAGGUGACAAUGGCAAUGAGGCUGGGAGGGAAGGGGGGACCCAGAGGCAGACCCAGCCCUGGUACCCAGGUCCCUGGCUGGGCAGGGUGCUGCGCCCAGAGGCACUGAGAGCAGCCCUUGGGCAGGGCCCUGGAGCCAGGCUGCCCGCUUCUCCCUGAGCCCCUGUCCUCACCCAGGGUUCCAGGGUCCCUCCUCUGUCCCCUCUGGUGUCUUCCCCAAAGCAAACAGGCCAGAGUCUAAUAAGAAAGGAAAACAACAAUCCAGGGAAAAGCAGGAACCAAGGAUCAGCCCAAGUGCCCUUGGUCCAGCGGCACCGUGGGAUUUGGCCUGGGUCGGUGGCCAGAGAGGAAGACGCCUGGCAAUGGGAGCCACACGGCAGACAGAGGGACAGAGUGGGGUGGUGGGGGUAUGUGGGGGUGAGCCCGUUCUCACAGCUGUUGGCUUGGGGUCACUGGGGCACCUUCCCUGAGGGGUCAGCACGGUGCCGCCCAGCUUCUGGGCCAAUGUGCCUGCCCACCCCCCGCAGCAGCCACAGCUUCCUCCCGCCCUGGAAAGCUCCUGCCAAGGGGUCGGGCAGCUGCUUCGCAUUUCAGGUUGGCGCCAAGGCAGAGAGGGGAGUUGCCCAAGCCCUCAGUGCAACCCAGAAGGGCCUUGCUGGUCAGGCCUCUGGACCCCACAAAUGUUGGUUAUGGCUUCUAGCUGUUCCUCAAACAAGAUAAUAGUCUGCAGGGCAAGGGUGGCCAGACCACCAUGACGGAGUAACGGGGCAGAAGCAAGAAGCCCUCUGGGGCCCAGGGCCUGACCACACCACGCUUAUCAAUUGCCAACACACGCCAGGCGCACGCCUGCUCUCUCUUCCACGUGGAGGCCCGGAGCUGAAGUGUCAGUUUAGCCAGGAGGAAACAGAGGGGAGCCUCAGGACCACACAGCAGCUGUCUGGCCUGCAGGCUGCCAGCCUGCUCCAUUGCACCGCUCUGUGCCAGAGGAUGCCACACAAACUAGGAGUGCUUUCUAGUCCCCUUGGUUCUGCCAGCUUUCCCAUCUGCUCUGGCUCCCUGGACAGGCAGCGCCCUCAGAAGGCUCCGAAAAGACCAGGCAGGCCACCCGGGCAACUGGAGGGCCCAAGGGUAGCCCAGACUUCUCUCCCUUCCAUGCCCGGGGGAGGCCACUACUUGCCUCUGGCCUCCCCUCAGCACCCCCAGGGAUCUGAGAAGGCUCCAGCACAGGCACUCCAGAGAAAGGGUUGGGAGGGACUCUGGUUUUUCUGGUUCACAGGCAGGAAGUACAGUGUUGGAAGGAGCUCAGUGAUGCUGAGAUAGACUGGAAAGUUACAGAAUCAUCAGUGGCCAGAUUGGGCUUCCCCAUAUUCUUCCCCCCAAACUCUGGAAGGAAAAGGGGGGUGGCUGUCCCCAGGAGAGGCCUGCACCUCCCCUGGCUGCGGCUGGGAACACUUGGGGCACCAGGUUCCCUGCAGUGCACGGGCUGGACACAGGCCAUGUGGUCACCUGACAGCUGCCAGUCAUACUGGGCACCCAGGCGUCAAGCAUGCCCUUGGCCUUGCUUUAAACAGACCACUGGGAGAGCGCCCGGGAGCUGCUGGAAUGAGCCUCCCCACUCUUAGGAGAACGAGAGCAGGACCAAGGCUGCAGCCCCUUCAGCUACCAUUCCUCAUGGAGGCUCUUCUGCUCAGCUGGAGGCCUAAGCUUGAAACCACAGACACCCCGCAAGCAGCACCGGGGGCUCUUGUUCCGCUCUGGGCGGCAGAAUCGCUAUGAACCGUUCAUGGAGCACACAGGGUCCAGUGAGUGGCGCAGGGUCAGGCCCCAGAUCAGGUGCAGCUGGCCCGGCUGAGCCGGCUCUUCAGGGCAGGCGGUCGCCCCCGCCCACGGCCACAGCCUGCUGCUGGUGUAGACCGACCCUCUUCCCCGAGCAGGGCCUGGGUCUACUGGGCAUGAGUCCACAGCCUUCUGCCUUCAUAACCUCUGGAGGAUGCUGAUUUUAUACCCAAAGCUUCCAAUUCACAAACCCCACCUUUCCAUCACAGUAGAUCAGCCUGGGCCCCACCCCCACCCUCCCUCCUCCGAAAUCACCACCCUCUCCACGCCACUUCUCACUCACAAGUGGACAUACCCUCUGCGGUCUCUCCCUGGGUCUCCGGGCUGGGAGCUCAUAAGUGAGAAAGCUCUCCUCUCCUGCCCAUCUCCUGCCCAUACCCUCUUCUAAGGAGUGUCUCUCCUGGGCUACAGCAGGCAGCUUGGGAGCAGGGCCAUUCAGGCCGAAAGAGUCAGACCAAGGACAGAGAAAGUGCUGAGGACAGAAGUGCCAGCUUUGGAGUAGGUGGGCUACCCCGAGGGCUUCUGGCACAUGCCAUGCCCUCCUCCAAGAACCAGCUGAACAAGAGGGCUCCUGCUCACCUGGAGACCGGGGAGAGGGGACGUCAGAGGCCCCAGAACAAGAGAGGCCCAGCUUGCUUCUUCUGGUCACAGGGAGCAGCCCCAACGGGUCUGACCAUAGGGGGUCUGACGUUCAAGCUAACAGGGCACACGAGAUCUGUCCCUUGGGUGAGAAGCAGUACAUACAGUUCUCAGGAAGCACGGCACAGUCCCAGCCAGAGUUCCAGACUCACAAGUGUAGGGUGGGGCUGAUUUGCUUUCAACAGGGUCGGGGGCCCUGGCGCCUGCACUGAGCCCACCACAUGGGCUGUACCCUGGGGCGGCUGCUUCCUCGGCAAACUUAGCCUGCAGGUCAAAGAGCGGCCUGCCCAGGACGGGCCAGCGUUGAGUCUGUGUGGUGUGUGGAGAUGAGCGCCAGCUGGGAGACUUGGACAAGUCACUUCAUCUCUCCAGGUCUCCGUUUCCUCAAAUGUAAAAGGAGGGAGGCAAAACUGGAUGGGAUGAUCUCUGCCAUCCUAGGAUUCUGUCUUUUAGUACAUUUGAAAACUGUCGGAGAACUUGCAAACCUCGGGGUGAGGCAUGAGAGAAAGUAGGAGGUCUACCUCGAGGAGGAGCCCCACCUCAGCAAACCCCAGUGUCCAGUGGCACCACCUGUCUGCUACCUCAUUGUUGCCACACACACACACACACACACACACACACUCUCACCAUAGCAAAUAACCUGGGAACGAAGGAGACAUGGAACACCCAAAAGGCAUUUGGGGAAUGUUGGUGGACAGUGUACAGGGGGAUGUGAGGGCCCCCAAAGCCAGCGAGACCCAGGCUGCCCCAGAGAUCCUUUGUGCUGGGCCUCCCUUGUGCCAGGGGCUGGGCUGGCUGCUUCCUGCAGGCAACCCCCUCCCCACAGCCUCGAAAAGUGGUACCUCUUCUUCACUGAAGAUGAGGAGAGGAAACGGACUCAGAGAUAUGAAGUGGCUCAUCCAUUCUUAGAGUUAAGAAGGGGGAGGCAGGACUCAAAUCCAGUGUUCUAUGAAGGGUGGCUGGAGAAACUAGAGAAGUGAUCUUGUAGCAAAGGAGAUGCAGGCAGUCCCUGCCAGAUGCCACCAGUUCCUGGGGGACCGGGAGCAGGAGGAGGACGGAAGUGUUCUGAGUGAGCCUGGCAGGUACUCAGCACAGCAUGGCAGCCCCAAACUUUGUACAAGAAAUGCACUCCGUGGGUGAGAGGCUGCUGCUCAAGUUGCAAAGGUUGCCGCAGGCUGAGCCUGUAGAGAUUGUGGCCUUCUCGGUCAUCCUCCUGUUCACAGCCACAGUUCUGCUGAUGAUGAUGAUAGCCUGUGGCUACUGCUGCAUUCACUGCUGCUGCCCUGAGCAGAGGGGCAGGAAGGUCCAAGUGCGGCCCAUGACCCCUCCAUGAGCUGGAGGGGAGCUGGAGGAGACUGCCACAGCUCCUGGGGCUCCCAGCCAUGCCACAGAGUACCAGCCUGGCCCUGCAGCCCUAACCUACAAGGCCAACAUCCAUGGGCCCCAGCUCUGCCCUGCCCAGGUACCUGGACACGGAUACCCAGAGCUGCUGCAGGCAGAAAAUUCUCACCUCACAGUGAACACUGGGCACCAAGGAGUCGGUUGUUUCACAGACUGAGUAAACCACCCAGGAUUCUUUGCCUACCGGUACUUUUUAGUCUGACAGGGAAGCAGGGCUCUCCAUGCCUUGACGGAGAACAGCCUGCCCCUGUGGGGGGCUGGCCCUUGGAGUUCCAAUGAUCUACGCCAAAGAGGAGCAAGCCAAUCAGAGGGACUUUGUGCAAUAGCUACUGGAUCCCAAGCUCCCCACCAGAGGGGGUGUAUGUCAGUAUUGUAUCCCAGUAUUUGCCUGUUUCUUUCCAAGUAAAACCUUUUGGGUUA